Messenger RNA from Selaginella moellendorffii, 879 nucleotides. RefSeq names its product auxin transporter-like protein 1. The transcript has 5 exons. The record is from RefSeq and is a predicted model, not a curated record. Lineage: Eukaryota; Viridiplantae; Streptophyta; Lycopodiopsida; Selaginellales; Selaginellaceae. Bases 46 to 792 code for a protein of 248 amino acids. Gene Ontology annotation, cellular component: plasma membrane.
CCCACAGCAAGGAAUUAUAGACUUUGGGUGUUUAUUGGCAUAUUCAUGACAACCUAUACAGCUUGGUAUUUCACCAUUGCAUCUAUAUUUUUUGAAAAGCAUGAUAAGCAUGUGCAACACUCAGGUCCAGUAAGUAAAAUCCAGUAUUUUACAGGUGCUACAAAUAAUAUUUAUACAUUUGGUAAUCAUGCUUUGACACUAGAAAUUGUUGAAGCUAUGGAUAAACCAAGGAAGUAUAAGAUAACUAAUGUGUAUGCAAUCCUUUAUAUCUUCACACUUACACUCCCAUCAGCAGUGAGUGUGUAUUGGAGAUUUGGUGAUCAGAUGCUGAAUUAUCCAAAUGCCCUAGCAGUGCUCUCCCCAUCCAAGUUCAGAAAUGUAGCUAUCAUCCUUAUGCUUACCCAUCAGUUUAUUGAGUUUGCUGCAUUUGUGGUUCCAGUAUUUGCAAUGUGGGAGAAAUUACUAGGCAUCCACUGCUCCCAAAACUACAUCUUAAAAUGUAUAGCCAGAAUGCCAAUUGUGUUGGGCAUUUGUUUUCUAGCUAUUAUGCUCCCAUUCUUUGGUUCCAUCAACUCAGUGGUGGGCGCUAUCAUCUCCAGCAUUGGUGUCUACAUUCUCCCCUGCCUUGCUUUCAUGGUCAUAAGGAGGCACAAAGAAUCAAGAGAGAAUGCGGUAGAGCAGCCACCCUUUUGGAUCAAGAGCUGGGUGGGUGUUUACUGCAUCAAUCUUGGAUUGGUUCUUUGGGUUGGAAUCAUAGGCGCUUCGGUUCCUGGGCAAGCAUGCACAAUCUAAUGCACAAAGUGGAAAAAUUUGGACUGUUUGCAAAAUGUUUCCAAUGUUAAGAACUUAACUCAUUAGUGUGAAAAACUUACUAUACAA